Messenger RNA from Micropterus salmoides (largemouth bass), 11794 nucleotides. It is a transcript of the gene vps37d, whose product is annotated as VPS37D subunit of ESCRT-I. Gene Ontology annotation, biological process: protein targeting to membrane; protein targeting to vacuole; ubiquitin-dependent protein catabolic process via the multivesicular body sorting pathway. Gene Ontology annotation, cellular component: ESCRT I complex. The record is from RefSeq and is a predicted model, not a curated record. Lineage: Eukaryota; Metazoa; Chordata; Actinopteri; Centrarchiformes; Centrarchidae. The transcript has 4 exons. The coding region runs from base 98 to 1021 and encodes 307 amino acids.
CUGCAUGCGGGCUGAUUGCAUCGCAUUCCAAUGUGCGCGAGAUGUAACCGCUGUGCGGACUUCCAAACCGUCUUGAGCCGCAAUUUGAAGGAAUAAAAUGUCCAAGUUGAAGGAGUCCAACACUUGUCCUGACGGCUACAGGGCUUUAAGCACGAGUGAGCUGCAGGAGCUUUUGCAGAACGACGACAAAAUGGACCAAAUCCUUCGACUCAAUGAGAAGUUUCAGGAUCUUCAAGUGGACAGGGAGAUGCUGCUGACCUCCAAUCGGAGCUUGGCAGAAGAGAGCCUCGCCCGACGACCCCGCCUUUGUAACGGCAAACUCCAGUUGGCGGAGAAAUACCGGGAACUGUCCAACCUGGCAACCACAUGCUGGGAAAAACAGAGUCAGCUUGAGGCUCGUGUCCAGAAGCACAGCCUGCAGAUGACGCAGAACCUCCUGCAGGAAGAAGUGGCACGUGCUGAGGAGCAUUCAGAGGAGCUGCUGGAGAAGUUCAUGGAGGGAAACGUAAGCCUGGAUGAGUUCCUGGACUCCUUCCAAAGCUCCAGGAAGACGUAUCAUAUCCGCCGGGCUCAGGCGGAGAAGAUGCAGGAGAUCGCUCAGGCGAAGCGGCAGCCGGGCAAAAACAAGAGAGCGGAGGAGAGCAAAGUCCCGGAGGUGAAGAAGGACUCAGAGCAGCCUCACGAGCCUCAGAGGCCUAACGGUUUCGUAGCGCAGGGACCUCUUAGAGUGUUCCAGGUACGCUACGGCCUCACGCCAGCCAUCCUUCUCCCUCAUUACCCCGUUUCUCCCCCUGCCUCAGCUCCAUGCUAUCCAAGUAGUGCCCCACCACCUGAACCCCAACCGGGACAGACCCACAUCCUCAGCCCCAAUACCCCUCUUCCAGUUCCAGGACACGGUCAGCCGGUCGGCCUCAGGGUCAUUGGACAGUUACCGGGCGGCUGGCCUGCUAACGGGCGGCCGGUGCGGGUGCAGCAGCUUUACAGGCCGAACCCUCAACAACCCGAACCGCCGUACCGAUAAGCUCGAGGAUGGGGGAGGGGGAUCAAAGGCCUGUUUGCGAGGUCUUCCAAGACAUGGAACCAAACAGUGGCUGUCACAAAUCAUGUAAGCAAAGACUGAUCCAGAGACGGGCAGCACUGCAGACGCCCGUUUCUGUUCUCCAUCCAUGACACACAAAUGUAACCAGAAAAGAGAUAGUGAGGCGGCAGAGGACAGACAGGGAGGACCAGGGAUGGGCUCCGGUAGACGGAUUUGUUAAACCCACGAAUCUCUUAUCAAACCUUUUAUCUCUCCUCAAUCAUUUUCACCAGUAACAGCCAAAACACAUAUAUAAAUCCGGCUGCUGAUUUAUGUGUAGCUCCACGGCCAUUUCUGCGGCGGCAGACUGGAACCGAACACAUUUACACUGUGAGUGGAAGCAGUAACCGUAACAUCUUCUAUCCGACUACCAUAGUCUGGAUUUGAAAGUGCUAACUGAGCCCAGCAUGAAUUACUAAACUUACGAUUUAAAUCAUCAAACUCCAUGACGUCUUGCUUUUAAAUCUGAAGAAAUGUAUUAUUUAUUAAAAAACUGAAUCACGUUACACUGUAACGGCUCACCACCAGGCCUGUGUGGCCAGAGUGCUCGGGUUUUUUAGCGGCUCAUGGUCAGUCCUUUUAUCAGCGUCACAGUGUGAUCGAAACAUGAAUAUUUAAUAAUAAUGGAGAUUUAGGAAAGUAAAACUGAUUUCAUGGAGUAGAGGAUUUAGGCUUUUACUUUCCUUUAUUUUGUUUUUGUCUUUCCAAAGUGUCAGUUUCUCGUUGCAGCAGCUGAUAACAGAAAAGACGUCUCGUUGUCUGUUAAAACUUAAUUAGAGCCUAACUUAAAUGGCAUUUGAUUAUUAUAUUUAUGUAAAUAUAAUGCUCUACAGGAUCUCAUGGACACAUUUGUUGGAAAAUGUGCUAAAAAAGUGAGGUCAUAUAUUGUGCUGCUCAAAUUAGGAUGCCAUUUAAAUCUGUAGUGUUUCUACCAUCUCGGCCAACAAAAGGCGAUUAUUGAUUCAAUAAGGGAUUUAAAACUGCAUUUGAAUUUAGUUAAAUGCUAUCAAACUCCAUCCCUAGUGAGCACAUGAACGUUUUUAUUGUUAUUUCUAAUUUUUUUUAUAUUUUACGCGGAGGGUUGGGAAGCACACAUCCUCAAUGCCGAUUUAAAAAAACAAAAAAAACAUGCAAAAAGGAUCUCAUUGUUCAUUCAUACAACUUAGAACAGAGAGAUGCUUUGUGAGACGCCAAGAGUCAUCGAAGUGAAUUAUGGCAUCAGUAAAGUGGUAUUUAAUAUAAACUCUCAUUGUUUUUCAUCCAUUAAAUAAGGCAUUCAUAUUUGGAAACAUUCCCAAGAUCAUGAAUGCUGAUAUUAGAUCACUACCGAGCAAAGUUUUAAAACAAAAACAAUCUGUAGAGCAGAGCAGGUGGUAUUUAUUAACGAUUCCCAGACAAUAACCUGUCAAUAUUACUUGCGGCGUCGUGCGUGUUGGCAUCACAGAUUAUUCCCCAAAAGCCGCCUUGCCUUCCUGUGCGAUUUCAUUAACGGUGUUUGAGCUCACCAGAUUUAUUUAUUCAUGUAAAUCCUAUUUUAAAUGGCCGACUUCAAAGCUUCUUGUUUACCGUGCUAAAUGAAGAGCUGCCUCUCCUUUCAAGGCAGCCACUGUUUUUAUUACACCCCCCCCCCCCGAACUGAGAUGCAGAGUGAGGGGAAUUUAAUCUCUAUGAGAAAGCCAGCGCUCUGCAAGCCCACAGUCGAAUAUAAGGAGGUUUUAGGAGGAUCCUUCUCAUUUCGCUCUCCUUUUUCUCAAUAUCUAUCCUUCAGCAUUUAAAGGGAAAAGCUUUGGAUUGUAGUAUUUUUUUUUUUUUGAAGGUUCUGCUCUUGAACAAACAUUUUGCUCAUUAAUAACUCAUAAGUGCAUGCUUACCACAGCUUGAAAAAGUACAUGAAAAUGCCUUUUUGCAGGCCAGUGCCCAGUUGCAUAAAACAUCUUAAGAAAAUAUUCUGACAUAUUUUGAGAUUGACACUGUAAAGAAAGAGUUGUUCUAAUUCAGCUUGUCGUUUCCUUAGUAAGUGUUCUUUAAAGAGUAAGAGGGGUCCUGUUUUACUCUAUUUUAUGACUUUUUGGCUAUCAUUUCUAUCUUAUAACACUCCACAAACUAGAUCUGUGAGAUCUGUGAAUGCAACUGCAUCGCUAAAAAAGGAGAAGUGGAAGAAUCAAGAAAAGCAAAAUAUCUGUGUAACAAAAUACAAUUGUUAUUCAAUAUUUUUAUUUAGCUCUACCUCUCAGCCCAAAUAUUGUAUUUUUGACUAGAGCACCAACUUUAUAGAAAUUAGGUUGAUUAUAACUCGUCAGUGGCUGAAGAGCCUCUAAAGACGCCUGGACAUGACAAAAGAACAGGUCUGCAGAUACUCUCAAAAACUCAUGACACAUUACCUGGAAACAAACAGCACAUCCUGUACUGUCUGGUACAGAAAUGCAGCUUUUAUAUGACAGUAUGAUGAAUUAAUGAACUUUUACAUGUUUUUCUUUUUAUUCUUUGGGGGUUUUUUAUGAUUUGUUUUUGUUUUUUGUAUCUAUGUCUGUUUUGCUUUUCUUUUGUGUUUCUAUUUAUUGAGGUGGGAAAACUGAAAACCAAUUAAUAUAUUCCACGACUAAAAAAGAAGUCAGACAGUGCAAGAAACACGAGCAGUCAGACGGCCAGACAGGUUGUAAAAAAACAAAAAGUGAAAAUGAAGUUGAAUAGGAAAAUGAUUUCCAUUACUCUCCCUUUAUCAUUGUCUUGUUUGUGAUCAUCUGACUGCUCGAGUUUCUUGCCCUGUUGAAUUUGUUUUUAGCGACGUUUCCACAUUCACAGAUCUUGUUGAAAGAAUCAUUCGGUUGACAAAGGCUUAGAGACCCAAUAGAUUCUUUUGUCUAUCACCUGGUACACAAAAUCCUUAAUAAUGAAACUUGUUUUUAUCAUUGAAUGAAAUGGAAGUGUGCCAAGGACAUUUGUCUCUCCAGACUGAAUGAUACUUUGUAGAGUUACUUUGCAAUAUUUUCCUUUUUCUCCUGUAGUUUAGCCUGAUCUUUACCUGACAUUUUUAUUGGGGGGUUAAUUGUUUUUAUUUGAUUUCAAGCCUUUCCACCUGGGAUUUGUUUACAAUCUCUUACUAAAUAAAGGAAGGACACCUCAUCUUGUUAAUACUCACACUAUGAACACAACAGAACAACGUUUGAUUUGUAAUCAAGAUUUGAGGAAUCGCUUAAUAUUUUAUAAGUUUACCUCACAAAUCUGUUUCUUGUAACUCUCUUAAAGGAAGCAGUUCAACACUUCGGGAAAUACGCUUAUACUUUGUUGCUGAGAGUUAGAUGAGAAAAUCGAUACCACUUUUCUUUACGCUGAAUGUGAAGCAACAACCAGAAGAUAGUAGUAGAAUAAAGAUUGGAAAUGGGGGGGGGGGCAGCUAUACAGCUUGUCAGCAUCUGCAAAAUGUGUUUUUUCAGGAGAUCAUGUGCCCUAAUAUUUUUCAUUAUUUACUCGUCAUUUUUACACUUCCGAUUAAAGAUCAAACAAACGAGAACAUGUUAAUUAGUGACUUUAAAGGCUCUUUGUUACUUUUUGGUCAGAGCCAAGCUAGCUGUUUCCAGUCUUUAUGCUAAGCUAAGCUAACUGGCUUGAGACAUGAGAGUAGAAUCGACCUUCUCAUUUAACUCUUGGCAAGAAAGCGAGAAAGCAUAAACCUCAAAAUGUCAAACCAUUCCUUAAUCUUCAAGGCUGAGGUUAAGACACCUCCUUAAGGACAUUUGAUGUAACUGGGCACUGGCUCCAACAAACAUGCAGUUCUGUGUCCACUCAGGGUCUUAGAGAAAACAGCGCCGCUUCUUAACCUGUAGCACAGAUGGACCCAGGGUGACGGUGAAUCCACAUCCAUGGAUGUCAUCCCCCCCCCCCCCCCCCAUUUUUUAUUUUUACUACAGGUGCAGAGUCGAACCAUAACCACAAUGACACCAAAUCACCUCCGACAUUUCUUUGUUGCAGUGAGAUUUGACCGAAUGAAGGUUGUAACAGUUAUUGCUUGAGUUUUUGUAACAGGGCCGAGUCCACCCUCAACAAGUUCAUUUUAUUCAGGCCAGAUUGGUUCGUGUAAGAUUGGACGCUUAUGUGUUUUAAAAAAAAAAAAAAGAAGAAAUUCUUAAAAUGUAAAGUGCUUGUUUCUGCGACUGUGGUUUUGUUUGUCUGUUCUAUUAUAUUGUGUGUCUCUUUUCUAUCAAGCAUUUAUCCCAGCAGCCUUUUUCUUAUUUUUUUUCAAGGGGAAGGGAUGAUUAAAAAAAUAAGAGGAGUCAUGAAACAGAUAAAUGAACGAUGCUUUAGACUUUUAAUUUAAAUCAAGUGCGGCCACUCACUGAGCCAGACACCCUCAAACAUUGCAGAUGAUGUGCAUCGCAGCAUCUCAGAUGAAGGAGCUGUGGCUGCAGGCGUUCGUACCAGAUGAUUAUGAGCCGAUGUCAAAGCCGAUCAGCGCGGCAGUGAGUGAAGAUGAGCUAAUAAUAUCCAAGUCAACUCAUUUGCGUCCCUCCGUCAGAUCAGCUCGUGCGUUUUGCAGCUUCAGUAAAGUAGGCUAUGUGUGUCUGGGUGUACCAGUCUGUGAAAACCCCUCAGAAUAAAGACACACAGCAGAAGGAAGGAAGGAAAUGUUGACUUGUUAUAACUUCUGAUCUAACUUCUGAUCUCUCACCUGAAUACACAGAGCAAGCCAAGCACUAAAUAACAUGCUUUAACAUGCCCUGGCCUUGGCUGGCUUUUGUUUUCACUUUGGUCAUGUAGUAAGUGGCUGCUAUUCUCUGUUUAACCGCCUUUUCAAUUUGAAACUAAAUUGCAGGGGCCUCGUAAAUCAACUGUUUAUGGAUGUACAACAAAGAAAAUAAGAAUAAAACAGUUUAAUUCCUCAUGCGAAAUGAUUUGCAUGAGAGAGAGUAUGUCGGCACGCUUUUUAUUCAGACACUAUCAUUAAUUCAUGUUAAAACACAAAGACCCCCCCCGGAGUCUUUGGUAAAAUGCUGUUUGUAUCAGGAUAUCUAGGAACAGAAAAUGUCUCUCUGUGUACAGUUUGUAUUUUUAAGUAUGUGAGAAAACAUCAGUGCAGUACUCUUGAACACAUUUUUGUCACUGGAGUCUGCUGUAAUAUCAUAAAAUCUGCAGAGGAGGCUUUGUGCUGCGUAACACAUGGCCAUAAAGUGCUGUGGCGGCUACUUUCCGAGCCAAAAUAAUUGUGCUAAAUGAUCUAGAGAGACAGCUUUUAUAUUUUCCAGUCUCUUUAACCAAAAGGCUACAAUGAAGCUUUGGAGUAAAAACGUGAAGCGUACGCUGUACUUAUCAACAUUAUAUAUCACAGCAACUUCUGUGAAUACAAUCUGUCUAUGAGAUCAAAGCUAAUGCUGAAAUCAAAACAGGUUGAUAUAUUUGGGGACUGCAGAUGUAAAUUAGCCUAAAGCUAACUCUGGUGUAAUGCAUCAAAUGUCUACAUUUAUGUCAUUAAUUGCACAUGGUCCCUUCUAAAUAAACAAUCAAUCAAUCAAUCAAUUUAAGUACUGGAGGUAAAUCCUUAUUUAUAUAUUUUAGCUGUGAGUUUACAGUAAGUCAUGUAUGUUACAAGUACACAGAGCUGGACAGAGGAACCAGCAGAAACAUCCCAAAGAUGAAUAAAAUAAGUAUAUUAAAGGAAACAGCUGCUGAGUCAGAACAGUGGUCUCAAAUGUAUGGGGGUUGGGAUCCCACAAGGGGUCAAAAGAUAAUUAAAGUUAAGGUUUAUUGGCAAGUAUGCUUUCACAAACAAGGAAUUUUGGUGCAUAACUGUAAACAUAGUAAGAGGAAAAGGAAAAACGUCUGGAAUCCUAAACAGAAAAUAGAAAAAAUGACAGCAAAGAAUUUGGUUUAAACUAAUCUAUUUUUAAAGUGAAAAGACUUGUAAAGUAAAGAAAGAGGAAAGGGAGGGGAAACAGAAGGAAGCAAGGAACACAUUCUAGUUAAUCUUUUUUGAAUGUCUUUUCUUAAAGCUGCUCUAAACAAAAGAGAUGUCCUGAGCCAUUCCUACGGAUCUGCAUAUGUCCCGCAUAUUGUAAUGGAUCUGCAUCGGCUAAAAUAAAGCCGAUCAAAUUCUGAUCCUUUGUUUACUGUGCUGUCCACCACAGCCUGCUAGUUGCCUGUAAAGCUGCUGUCCUUUACAUUUUGCUGCACAUAUGCGACUAAAAAUGUGUGAAUGUGAAAGUUAUUUGGGUUUGAGUGAGUUCAGACACAGAGGUUGGGCUGUCAAAAUACAUGUAUUCGCUAUAAGCUCAGAUGCUAACAAAUCAAAAAACUCUUAUUAUUAGCAAAGAGUAAUGGACAAAACAUUUAGCAUCUGUUUUUAAAUGGCGUUUUCACCUGUUUAAAUGAAAAGCCUUGUAGGCGGCAGUUCAUAUCAGCUGAUAACAGGCCAAAAUCAAACUUCUUUUUGAGCUCUCCUUAAACUUUUCAUUUUGGUUCAGUCUCACAGCUCAAGCGUCAACAAAAGCUCUAAUGAACCCACCAAAUGCUCAUUGUCAAGCACCAAACAUAUGGACAUAACGGACCAUUUAGCAGAUAAAAAUGAAUAUUUGACGUGGUGACCAGAAACUUAUCUCCAAAUCAAUGCUAAUGUUGCUCCAUGUGUGUAAACAGGCAACUGUGCAAACAUUUUUGGCCUAUCAGCUUUAUAAUGUCAGUGUUGUGUUCACAGCUUGUUUCGGCUGCCAAAAAAUCUGUUAUUUCAGGUUAAAUUUACUGUAUAAUUUCACUUCUUCAAUCAGCACACAAAAUUUUUUAUAAAACUUGAAGGGAAUAAACUGUCUUUUGUUAAACUGGUCACAUCUGGUACACAUUGCUGCAUUUUAAGGUGUCACAAGCCAAAAAGGUUGGGAAACAUUGCUGAAUCACAAUUGCAAAAAUCAAACCUGUUCAUUAAUUCACAUUUUAGUGAAAUUAUCGUAUCAGUUUAGAUUUACAGACGCGUUUCCAGAAAUGUUUGAUAGAGAAAAGAAGAAAAGCGCUUAUCUUAAUGCCAGCAGUUGUGGGACUAGAAAAGUCUGUGGUUUAUAUUACUGGUCCAGCUGGGAGAGUAAACCAUGAGUAUUAACAAGUCCCACCAUUAACUGUCAGUGAGGUGACCAUCAGCAUGGCAACCUCAUCUGUCUUGUGGGCGAAGACCAAUAAAAAUUCUUAAUACAGAAUCGUUUGUGACCGAUUGGGGCUCAAAAAAUUGUCACUGUGGGGGGAAAUUAUGACCAAGUAAAAGUAAAUUGCAUACAUACCUGGGGCUGUCAUUUUGAAACCGGUCUGUAGGAAGCAGAUCAUGGUUAAAUAUUUAUAUUAAAUACAUUAAGCCAUACUCUGCUUCUCUUCAUGUGUUCAAACUUCAUAACCGUUAAUGUGAUGAACACCUCUGCUGGUGGCUGACCAGCUGGUCGACUUAGACGCUCUCUGAACAUCUGAUGUACCGAAACACAAUGAGCAAUAACUGUGUGUUUGUGUGCUGAAUCGGUUCAGUGGAGACGUAAUUUCAAGAACAAUAGUUUAAAAAGCGUUGUGCAACAUUUUCUUCACUCCAUGCCAUAAGAAACCACAGUUACAUCUGGGAUUUAGCACAGAAACCACCAAAGCAGAAACAGAUGUUUCACUUACUAGAAUCCUGCGUCAUAUUGGUUAUCUUUACCUUUAAAGCUCCAUUAAUAUAUUAUCAUUAAUAUCUUUCAAUCAGCAACUGUUGGAUGUAUUGCCAAUUCAUGAUUUCUAGAGGAUGAAUGGUGAACUUUUUCUGAAGCGCCACUGUGAUGUUGAUAUUUAGGUUUUCUGCCAAACUUCUACUACUUACGGAGCCCCGGAGUGGCCAUAGAGAGAAAGAAAUAUUAUUGAGACCAUGUUUUGCUACAUGGAGCGCUUGAAAUCCUCUUGCAUACAAACAAAAUACAAUUCUUUUCCAUGUUUUGGUUAACUUGUUCACACGAAUCAAUCAAAUGAUGUGCAAAUCUUCAAUGAUGACUGGAUAUAUUUCCAAAACAUUAGAUUAUUUUUAAGAUUCUUUUUAUCACUCAAAAUUUGGCUAAAAUACACAUCCAUUUACAUUUUUUUGAAAGUUCUGUUUGGUUUUUAAAUGAUUUAAAAUUUGGAUCAAAAAUUUGGAUCAUCUAUUUGGAUUGAUGAGGUCCUCAAGCAAUAAACAUUUGGAAAACAAGAGAGUAACCGCUGUUACAAUGUUGCUGUCAAUCACCUGACACUGUGAUCAAAUGACUUGGAGAACAAAACCAUGAUAUAGUAACCCACAAUUGUGUUAUUAUAACUGUCCACAAAUGUAGACACCAUGCAUGAAAGGGUUUUUUAUGUGUGCUACUUCACUCAGGUCGGGAAUUCUGGAUUAAUCUUGAAAAAUCCCAUCUCUGAUUGCUAAUUUCUUACAUAUGCUGCAAUUGUUUCUACAGUGAUGUUUGAGGGGGCUUUUAUGUUGUGUCGUGUGUUUAGUGGCAGCAAGGUGGGUUAAAAUCAAGGGCAAUUGGACUGGACUUGAAUAUACUUGAAGAUGUUUCGCCUCUCAUGCGAGGGGCUCUAGAAAAUCCAAGCCAUUUAACCUCUGUGGGGUCGUUAUCAAGGUCAGUGAACUUCUUGGUUCAUUAGUGCUCCUGGCUGUUUUAACAACAGUCGUCAUUUGAGGCCAAAUGUGAGCGUUUACUUUCUUUGACUCCACUAGCCACUCCAGCAUAAGGUAGGGAUUAUCAGAAUAAUGCACCAUAGUGUUGAGAACUUACCAACCAGUGCCCAAGACAAGAAGUUGGAGCAGAACAGAGCAGUUUACCAACAUCUGAACGAAAAAGGACACUCUCGAGGACAGCAAUAUACAUAUUUUGGAGAGGGAGAACAGAUGGAAUGAGGAGUCAAAGAAGCUAUCUAUACUGCAGUAGAUGCAACCACCUCUCAACAAGGGAGGAGGGCUGACACAUCUCGUAUCCCUGACUUAUGAUGCUGUCCUUUCAGUUCUUCCCAGGAGAUUGAACAAACGCUCAGUUUUGGCCUCAUGUGACAGUGCCAACGACCGCCGUUCAGACUUAGCCUCAUGUGACUCUAACGACCGUAACGUCUGUUGUUACAACAUCUAGGAGCACUAACAAACCAAUCGGCAUCCAUCACCUUGGUAACGAACCCACAGAGGUAUAAUGGGUGGGAUUCCCUGCCAGACUGUCAGAACUGAAGAAGUAUCUUGGAUGAGAGGUGAAACGUCUUCGAGUAUCUUCAAGUCCAGUUGCCCUUGAUUUUAACCCACCUUGGAUAGAAUACUGCACAUUACAUUUACUGAUGGGUCAUCUGAGAGCAGUGAAACUAAAAACCUCUAGCCUAGUGUGCAAGCUUUAUUAAUAUGCUAUCAAACCUGGCAGGUUUGAGUAGGACAGAUAUACAAAAUAUAAAUAAGCAGAGUCAUAAACGCCAUUUUUAACAGGCAGAUGCCACUUCAGUUUAAUUGGGAACUGAAGGUGUGUGUGUGUGUGUGUGUGUAGGGAAAAUGAGCAGCAGUAAUUACACACCAGAAACUAGAUGAAAUGUAGCUCUAUUAGCUAAACUACGUAAUUAAUCAUUUAAUAGUUAAUUAAAAGGCAACACAGUUGCUCAGUGGUUAGCCCUGUUACCUCACAGUAAGAAGGCCAGAGUAGUGUGACUGCAAAUUGCAUUUUCUCCCUAUUCUCUAGCAAUCAGGUGAUUUAGAGAAUAUAAAUUGCCUUUGCAGUAGUAGGUGUGCAUAUAGAUCAGAAGAAUGCAAACUAAGAUAUAAUUGCACCUCUAAGUCAGGAGCUUGAGCAUAUUUUCUCAAACUGCAGUUCAUAAUGCGGAGGUAUUGAACAUGUCUGCCCAAACUGUCAGCAAAAACAGCAAAGAUGAAUUGAACCUUCAUGAAUCUACAGGCUAAACAAUAUAAACAAAAAUGGGGCUGCAACUAACUGUUAUAACUAACAGUUAUUUUAUGAUCAUCAAAAUCUGUUGAGGGUUUUUUAAAUGAAUCUGUUAUUCUACAAAAUGUUAGAAAUCUGGUAAAAACGCACCAUCACAGUUGUUUUGAGCUGUAGCUGAUGUCUUUAUUAUUGUCUGAUCUUGUUAUUGUCUAAAACCUAAAGAUAUUCAAUUGAUGUUGGAUAAAGAAAAGCAGCAAAUCAUCACUUUUCCUCGUUUGAAAGCAGAAAAUGUUUUUUAGCCAGCGGCGUGACUCUGGAUGGCAGGUAUUCAUAAUCCCCAAAAGAUGAAAUCCCCUAAAGAAAAUCCCCAAACUUUUCCUCUAGGGCAGAGGUUGAAGUUUAUUUUGACAGUAGCGUCUGGUCCCAAAUCAUCUGCAAAGUGGGAUAUUCACACUGCAGGGCAUAAACAUUGUUUAUCUAUGAGGCCUCUGAUGUGUUAAACAUGAUUGAUUUGAAGGAUGUGAUGGAAAUUUCCAAACUGUAAUAAUAAAAAGGUUGUGCGGUCGAUGCAUUUUCUAAUUAAUAAUUUUAGGUGUGUAAAUAAAGGCUGCUGGGAAAGUCCUUAUGCAUGCUCAGCUUUAAGCAAUUUACUAAUACAAUCAUGUUGACGUGUAACUGAAGAAGACCUUCAGUGCGGUAACAUCUCUUCUUGCUACAGUGUGUUUCCUGCCAACAAACAUUCAAGUGACCUUAAACAACAUGUUUACAUGUGAAGUUACUUCCAUUUGCUUCCCAUAUGGAUCCAGGAGAGGUCAAUAAAACACAUUUGCCACUCUGA